Molecule: messenger RNA, 774 nt
Organism: Penicilliopsis zonata CBS 506.65
Lineage: Eukaryota; Fungi; Ascomycota; Eurotiomycetes; Eurotiales; Aspergillaceae
Exons: 3
Coding region: 1-774 (257 amino acids)
Molecular function (GO): carbon-oxygen lyase activity, acting on phosphates
Source: RefSeq, a predicted model, not a curated record
AUGGAACAUGAUUCAGAAAAGUCUUUAAAAGAAUUUAUCCUAAAUGUCUUGGAUAGUGAUGAUCAAGGAGAAUAUUCCUCUGAUGAAUCAUUGCCUCUGGCGGCGACGCCUGUGGACGAGCCAUAUGCUAUUUCUGUGGAUGAGGUCCACCCUGAAGAAACCGAUUUGUAUAGCGAGGCAGUGCGGCAGUGCGGCAGGCUAUUUUCGAUUCUUUUGCAGCUCAGGGAAUACUACAAUGAUUAUACGUAUAUGAUGAUGGUGAAAGCGACAUUUGCUUUCAUUGCCAGUACAUUUGCAGAGCAGCGGUUUUUGACUCAAUCAAAGGGACUCCCAGUCGACUCUCUUCGAGACCAACGAGAUGAUUCAGGAUUUGGGCUAUUCUUUGUGCUAGCGCUGUUUCCUCGUGAAUAUGGCAUCUUGCCCAAAGAGAAUAUGCCCGUGAUCCGGAUGAUGGUGGACUAUGCCAACGAUGCGAAUGAUGUUCUUUCCUACUAUAAGGAAAGUAUUGUUGGUGAUGAACCUGCCAGUGCGUUUAUACUAUAUAGUCAAAGCAGCGGUGUUUCGCGAGCCGAGGCAUUGCAACAGUACAUCAACUUGUCAAAGAGAGACAUUCAGAGGAUGGAGGAGUAUGGGUGUUCAGCAAAGAUAAAGAAAAUCAUGAGAAGAUUUAUCUAUAGUUAUGUUAGAUGGCAUGUUGAUUCCCCGCGGUAUCAACUGGAUGAAAUUCUAGGUGAUGCUGGAGUAUAUGAAGGGAAUCCAACAAGGGGGCCUUGA